CUGACUUCCGCUGACGUCACGUGCAUCCCGACACGUGGAUCCAAGAUGGCGGCGUCGGCGGCGAUGGAAAGGCUGAGGUACACACUGCUCCUGCUGUUCCUGCACAGUACAGACUCCUUCUAUGUACCUGGGGUGGCUCCUAUCAACUUCCACCGCAAUGACCCUGUAGAAAUUAAGGCUGUGAAGCUCACCAGCUCCCGAACCCAGCUCCCGUACGAGUACUACUCCCUGCCCUUCUGCCAGCCCACCAAGAUAACAUACAAGGCUGAGAACCUGGGUGAGGUUCUUCGGGGGGACCGAAUUGUAAAUACCCCUUUCCAGGUCUCCAUGAACGUGGAGAAGAAAUGUGAAGUCCUGUGCAACUUCCCCAACAAACCGGUCACUCUGACAGUGGAGCAGAGCAAGCUGAUGGCCGAGCGGAUCAGGGAGGAUUACUAUGUCCAUCUCAUUGCCGAUAACCUCCCUGUGGCAACACGGCUGGAGUUCUAUUCCAAUCGUGAGGAAGAGGAGAAGAAGAAGGAGAAGGAUGUGCAGUUUGAGCAUGGAUACAGGCUUGGCUUUAUGGAUGGUAACAAGUUCUACCUGCACAACCAUCUCUCCUUCAUCCUUUACUACCACAGAGAGGAUGUGGAAGAGAACCAGGAGCACACCUACAGGGUUGUGCGCUUUGAAGUCAUUCCCCAAAGUAUUAAACUAGAAGACUUGAAAGCUGAUGAGAAGAGUAUGUGCACCCUGCCUGAAGCUACCGGCUCUGCCCCUCAGGAAAUAGAUCCUUCUAAGGAGAACCAGUUGCUCUUCACCUACUCUGUCCACUGGGAGGAAAGUGACAUCAAAUGGGCUUCCCGCUGGGACACGUACCUGACCAUGAGUGACGUGCAGAUCCACUGGUUUUCCAUCAUUAACUCCGUUGUGGUCGUCUUCUUCCUUUCAGGUAUUCUCAGCAUGAUCAUCAUCCGCACGCUCCGGAAGGACAUUGCCAACUACAACAAGGAAGAUGACAUUGAAGAUACGAUGGAGGAAUCUGGUUGGAAACUUGUCCAUGGAGAUGUCUUCAGGCCUCCGCAGUAUCCUAUGAUCCUCAGCUCUCUCCUGGGCUCUGGAAUUCAGCUCUUCUGUAUGAUCCUGAUUGUCAUCUUUGUUGCUAUGCUGGGGAUGCUGUCGCCCUCCAGCCGGGGUGCGCUGAUGACUACAGCCUGCUUUCUCUUCAUGUUCAUGGGGGUUUUUGGAGGGUUCUUUGCUGGCCGCUUAUACCGGACUCUGAAAGGACAUCGAUGGAAGAAGGGAGCUUUUUGUACAGCCACCCUGUAUCCCGGCGUCGUCUUUGGGAUCUGCUUCGUCCUGAACUGCUUCAUCUGGGGGAAGCACUCCUCUGGAGCGGUGCCUUUCCCGACCAUGGUGGCCUUGCUCUGCAUGUGGUUUGGCAUCUCCUUGCCCUUGGUCUACCUGGGUUACUACUUUGGGUUUCGCAAACAGCCCUAUGACAACCCUGUUCGGACAAACCAGAUUCCCAGGCAGAUCCCGGAGCAGAGGUGGUACAUGAAUAAAUUCGUGGGGAUUCUCAUGGCUGGAAUUCUGCCGUUUGGAGCAAUGUUCAUUGAGCUGUUCUUCAUCUUCAGUGCAAUCUGGGAGAACCAGUUCUAUUACCUUUUUGGCUUUCUCUUCCUGGUGUUUAUAAUCCUGGUGGUAUCGUGCUCCCAGAUCAGCAUUGUCAUGGUGUACUUCCAGCUCUGUGCUGAGGAUUACCGCUGGUGGUGGAGAACCUUCCUGGUGUCUGGAGGCUCUGCCUUCUACGUGCUGAUCUAUGCGGUCUUCUACUUUGUGAACAAGCUGGAUAUUGUUGAGUUCAUUCCCUCCCUACUAUACUUCGGCUACACGGCCCUCAUGGUCCUGUCCUUCUGGCUCCUCACUGGCACCAUUGGCUUCUAUGCAGCCUACAUGUUUGUCCGGAAGAUCUACGCUGCAGUGAAAAUAGACUGAAGGUGCAGAGACCCAGCAGGAAGCAGACACCUGAACGUGUGUCCUGGGAGCCAAGGGGACAUCUUCUCCCAGCUCUUUUAAGGAAACAAAAUCCCAUGGGAGAGUGACAAGAGAAAUAAAUAACUCCUCCUUUUUUGGAAUGUAACUGUGGCACAGUGUACAUGGAUUCCGGGCUACUUCUGGGGGGAAGAGGGGUCUGUAGAUACCUUACAUUUUAACUUUAUUAUCCUGUUCCAUAUUUGAGGGAGUUUUUUAGCAGAGAAAUACCCCUCUGUAUAAGUAAACCCCUUUUUUGCUAAUUCA
Pezoporus flaviventris is the source of this 2280-nucleotide messenger RNA. It is a transcript of the gene TM9SF4, whose product is annotated as transmembrane 9 superfamily member 4. The transcript has 18 exons. Gene Ontology annotation, biological process: protein localization to membrane. Gene Ontology annotation, cellular component: membrane. Bases 46 to 1977 code for a protein of 643 amino acids. The record is from RefSeq and is a predicted model, not a curated record. NCBI's taxonomy places the organism in Eukaryota, Metazoa, Chordata, Aves, Psittaciformes, Psittacidae.